Messenger RNA from Bacidia gigantensis, 762 nucleotides. RefSeq lists its product as uncharacterized. NCBI's taxonomy places the organism in Eukaryota, Fungi, Ascomycota, Lecanoromycetes, Lecanorales, Ramalinaceae. Gene Ontology annotation, cellular component: cytoplasm. Bases 1 to 762 code for a protein of 253 amino acids. Gene Ontology annotation, molecular function: phosphatase activity. The record is from RefSeq and is a predicted model, not a curated record. The transcript has 2 exons.
AUGCACAAGGGUUUGUGUUGCGCACAACUGCCUAUAGUCUUAUGCCUAGCUGAUCAGAUUAGCAUUCACAAUCUAAGCGUAGCAAACCAUUCUAUACCUGACCCAGACCUAACGCCAUUUGGCGAAGAACAAUGUCGGCAACUUGCUCAGUCCUUUCCUGAUCAUGACAGCAUUGAUCUCAUAGUCUGCUCGCCACUCCGCCGAACAAUAUAUACGGCCCUUCUCGGCUUCAAACAAGAUAUAGAUCGUUGUGGGAAGGUCAUUGCGCUACCGGAAGCUCAGGAGACUGCUAAUGUACCAUGUGAUACGGGCAGCGAUCUUUCAGCAUUAAGAAAAGAGAUGGCUGAUAAGCCGGUGGACUUAAGUCUGGUGAUGGAAGGCUGGAAUUCGAAAACUGAUCGUUGGUCACCGACAGCUACCGCAAUAGAGAAGAGAGCAAGGGAGGCUAGGCAGUGGCUCAAGGCACGACCUGAGAAGCAGAUCGUUUUAGUGACGCAUGGUGGCUUUGUACAUUUCUUCACUGAGGACUGGACGGGUUAUAAGCUGUCUAUGGGCACUGGUUGGGCCAAUGUCGAACAUCGCUCCUACCAGUUCAUUGAUGAUGAGAGUGACAAUGCUUCUGUGACAGAGACGCCUCUUUCCAAGAAGCGAAGUCGUAGCCAUGAGACUCCACUGACCGAGACGGAGCAGAUAAAGCUUAAACAGAGCGCCGAAGCAAGUCUGAGGGCUGGCGAGUCACAUCUUGUGCAAGCGAAGGUAUGA